Lutzomyia longipalpis is the source of this 2228-nucleotide messenger RNA. RefSeq names its product transcriptional adapter 3 (gene Ada3). The record is from RefSeq and is a predicted model, not a curated record. The transcript is spliced from 3 exons. Gene Ontology annotation, biological process: regulation of transcription by RNA polymerase II. Gene Ontology annotation, molecular function: transcription coactivator activity. Bases 742 to 2085 code for a protein of 447 amino acids. Lineage: Eukaryota; Metazoa; Arthropoda; Insecta; Diptera; Psychodidae. Gene Ontology annotation, cellular component: SAGA complex.
ACUCUGGCAUUUUGUGUAGGUAGAUUUUUUUAGUGUGUGCGUGCGGAAAAAAUUUUGAAAAUUAAUUUUUGCAGGAAAAACUCAUUUUUGGGACGCCAAAAGUUGGCGGGUGGCUCAGGGGGGCCCAAAGUUCGUUCAAUAAAAAUUUGGUGGCGCAACUCCCCGGAUUUUUUUGUGGAAUUUGCACGACUUUUUCUGGCGCGAAUUUUGAGACUUUUGAACUGGCGAUGCCAAACGACGCGGCGUCGCUUCCUGGUCACAAAAAAGGUAAUUUCGCUGGAAAAUUCGGCGGAAAACGCGAGAAAAUUGCAAAAAACUGAAAUUGUGAGGGAGACAGUAACAGUGAUGUGCACCGUCUCAUUUUCUCUUAUACAAAAUGUACCAAAAACUUCCAGUACUGGUGGUGGCUUUUGGAACUACAUUUAUGGCGCCAAUUUCAAAAAGUAAUCAAAAAAGCAUAAAAUUUAUAUGGGGGCGCUCCGAAGGGGGGCUCUGAGGCAAAAAUUAAUAUCGUUGAUGAAAACCGUCUGGUAUCAGUAGUCUAUGUACCAAUUUUCGUCGCGAACGGUGUAGAAAUGCAUAGCUGAUUUUACAGUGUAGCGUGCAUAUGUUUAGUGUUGUCAUACUUUGACAGCGUUGACGAGGAAUUUAGGGAGUUUUUGGAAAAAAAAAACAAGAAAAACGCCUCCCCCAGUUCACUAAACUGUGUUUUCAUCUACUAAAAUUGCCCGUGGGAAAGUCAUGUUAGGUAAAAACGGGGCUUCUUCAUCUAAAGUACGAACUCUGGGUGGAAAGUCUAUUCCUGUGCCAUCACCACCUGAUUCCGGAACCACAUUGCCUCACCUGAAGCCACAAGACAAUAGUAAAAUUCUCCCAAAAAUACACACCGCUCUAUCGAGACCUCAGGAUUCCUACCUGCCCACGGAGGAUUUGGAUGGCAUUCAGUUGGAAUUGGAAAAUCUCCUAUCUACUGUGGCACUGAGAUACAGAUACCUCAAAGCUGAAUACGAAAUUCUCGAUAAAGCCGAAGAACGUCGCGAUAAGAAGGGUAAAUUUAUGGAAAAGGAUCCAUCUUCACCGGGGAAACGAAAGAAGUUUGAUGAGAAGAACAAACGGGAUGGUCCUAGCAAAAUUAUGCUGAGUGGUCAAUCGAAAAUUUCCAAAUUGAAACCUCAUCAAGUGAAUUCACCGGCACAACACACAGACGACAGCCUUGAUGAUAUGCUGCAGUAUCAUGGAAAUCAAAAGGAUAAUCCCAAGCUCUCAUUGCCCCGGAAUGAUACACCUAAUAAGUUUUGGCUAUCAGUAGAACCAUACUGUAUGCCACUAACUCAUGAAGAUAUCCGUUUGUUGGAUGACCUAAUUGAGGAAUAUUCGGACAAUCUCAUACCACCAAUUCCUGAGCUAGGACCCCACUUUACCGAUCAAUGGGCUAAUGAUGAUAUAAAGGAUGAGCAUUACAAUAAAAAUAAAUCAAGACUCUCCACGGUGUCAGGACUUGUGAAGAAAAGCGAGAGACCAAUGGGAGACAACGUUACUGGUCCAUUGACACAAAGAUUAGUCUCAGCACUAAUGGAGGAAAAUCUCAUGCCAGAUAAUGUGACCACAAGUGCUGAGAACAGUAACAGCGGGUCUGAUAAUACUUCAUCGGAUUUUGUCAGCAAUCGCAGCUCUUUGCUAUCGCUGAAGAAUGGUAUUUGCAUUGAAAGGCGCGUACGGAAAGAGCUCAUUGAUCAAGGAAUUCUCGAUCCAGAUGAUUUCCCACGAGAUGAUGAAAUUUUGUCAGAGAUCAAAAGAGUGAGAACCGAAUUGUCUGCAAUUGCAGAGUAUAAUGGCAAUGAAUUGAAAAAGCUUUACAAUCUUGCCAAAGAUGAAAUGCGACGAUUGGAAUUGAAGAGAAAAUUGGAUUCUAUUGAUCAAGAGAUAAUUGAAACGUACAAAAGGAAUGUGGCAGCAAAGCAAAAACGUCGAGAAUUAACAAAACAAGAGCGUGAUGACAUUUUUCGCCUUACGGAAGAACAAAAGAAAGUAUCUGAUCAACUUGAAGCAAUGCUUGCACCUGGAUUAAAUAUUCUUAGCAAAUAAUACUUACAAAUGAAAAAAAAAAUACAAAUACCACAAUUUCUAAACAUUUGGAUUUUGGACUGCAGUUUACAUGUUCAUCAUACACACAUAAAUAUGUUGUAGCGUAGAGCUGUGGGAGAAAUAAAAAUUGGAAUAUUUUGCAA